GGAGACCUGUGGGACAGAGAGGAGCCCCGAGACCAGCGUUCGGGGGUGACGCUGACGCUGACGCUGACGCUAACGCUUCUGCACGCCUCUGCCAGCGCGAUGAACCCGGCGGGAGACACCAGGGAUGCCCCCGCACAGCCCUGUGAGAACGUGGUGCACAUGGACAUAUUCCUGCACUGCUCACUGAUCCCUGCUGUGGCCAUCAUGGGGGCGCUGUCGUUCCUGCAGCGCAGGGAGCGGCGCUGGGCCGUAGACAGGCUGCCGGUGCUCAGCGGCCGAUUCGGCGUGGUGGUCCCUCUGGAUGUCAUCGGGAGCCUGAGGAACAGGUGGUCGUAUGGGUUUGCGUUCGGCGUGGUUUCCUCCAGCGUCCUGGCGCUCUUCGCUCAGGAGUAUCUGCCCUUCGCCGUCCCGCCCUGGGCCCGAGCGUUCAUAUACCUACUGGGGGCCCUGGAGGUGGGUGUGGCCUACUACCCAUUCUUUGCCUGUCUGUCUACUCCCUUCCGAUUGGUCGGCUCCAUAUUGGGAAUCCUCUACACGCUGACCUGGACCGUUCUGUCUCUGUGGGACAUGGUCACCUGCCCAGGUGGUGCAGUCCUGGGGCGGUUCCAGAAGCUCAUUCUGCAGUGGCCCCGUGUGCUCUGUCUGAUCUUCCUCCUGGGCCGAUUCACACACAUGCUGGCCAAGGCUGUGCGCACCAACCUGGGGCUGGAGAGAGAGGAGGACGAGGAGCUGAUGCUGCAGACUCACCAGGUGAAGUACAUACAGCGGCUGUUUUCUCUCUCCCUCGGCAGACGGGUGAGGUCCUGGUUCGAGAGGAACGUUUAUGAGUGGGAUCCCUACUUCAAGUACCCCAACCGGAUGAUCGGCACGUCCAUCAUCUGUUUCAUUGGCUUGUACGCAAUCACCGUGGCGGACUACAGCCUCUGCGACUACACGUUCAAUAAGCUGGACCACCUGGUGGAUUCUCUGAGCCUCCUGGCUGCGUCCUGUAACACAACACAGAACCUGCUCGCUGAUUUAGUCCCGCAGCUACGGCAGUUCAGCCUGGUGGCCAGAGAUAUCUGGCUUGCCACCACCAUCUUUGCCAGCCUGACCUCAGUCACGUACACGUUCCAUGUGCUGGUGUGCUACAGGAAGCACCUGAAGAGGUUGUGGGCGGGGCAGAAGAACUUCAUGCCAGAGAAGUUCCACAAUCACAGCUCUGCAGUCAGCGUGGCUGCCAUCACGCGGUACUCCGGGUGGCAGAUCGCCUACACGAUGUGGGGUUACCUCAUCAUCCAUUUUGUGCAGUUUUUGUUGGGUCUGCUGCUGGCUUACGGCCUGGUGCUGCCCAUCCAGCAGGGCAAGGGCCUGACGGUGCUGUCCAACCUGGGCAUGAUCAUACUGACGACGGGCGUGGUCAUAGGACUGCUGAUUCUGCAGAUUCUCCUGGUCCAAGUGUUCUUCCUCCAAGACAAAAUCUCACCCACUGACAAACAGAAGCCGCUAGCCCUGAACAACAGAAAGGCCUUCCAUAACUUCACCUACUUCUUCUUCUUCUACAACGUGAUUAUGGGCCUGGGGAACUGCAUAAUAAGGCUGGUGGUGAGCAUGGUGCUGGGAACCUGGCUGGUGUCGCGGAUCGACCGCACCAUCGUGCAGCGCGGCUACGAGUCCCUGGACCCCGGGUACAGUACCUGGAUUGGCAUGAUCUUUGCUGACCAUUACCAUAGCAACCCUGUCAUGAUCUGCUUCUGCCAUCUCCUAUUGGCUGAAAGACGGGAGAGGGAGGGGAGAGCACCCACGUCUAACUCUCAGUUCAGCACCUCAUCUGAGUGUGUGAGGGGCGUGAGGAUAAGGCAGCGCUGGUUCUUGCUCUACACCCUGCUGAAGAACCCCCAGCUCGUCCCCCUCCGGAGACCCAGCCCCCCCUCCCACUGGCCCAGUCUCGACCCCCCCAGCUUCGCCCUGGGCUUCCGGAAUGGCUGGUCAGGGGGGGAGCAAACAGCCAGGGAGGGGAUGAUGGACGAGGCAGAUGCGUGA
Molecule: messenger RNA, 2022 nt
Organism: Conger conger (European conger)
Lineage: Eukaryota; Metazoa; Chordata; Actinopteri; Anguilliformes; Congridae
Product: stimulated by retinoic acid gene 6 protein-like
Exons: 18
Coding region: 100-2022 (640 amino acids)
Biological process (GO): vitamin A import into cell
Cellular component (GO): plasma membrane
Molecular function (GO): signaling receptor activity; retinol transmembrane transporter activity
Source: RefSeq, a predicted model, not a curated record